AUGUCAGCUGCACCAUCUCCUCCACACGACCCCGAGCCUGGAUCUGAGCCAGAUUUUGUUCCUGUUGAUCAGCCUGAUGUUGUACCUGCUGAUCCUGAGCCCAUGCCUGAUCAUGACCCUAUUCCUUUUGGUUUACCAGACAUUGCACCCCUCAUACCUGACCCAGUUCUUCCACCCCUUGAUCCUCCUGUUGUUGAGCCACUUAUUCCUCCACCUGCACCCGCACCCGUUGAUGUUGCUCCUUCUCCUCCUGUGGAGUCCGAUGUCCAUCGUGUUGAUAUACCUAUCAUUUUCUUACAGGACAUCCCUGCACCCCGUCCAGGGGAAGGUACUUUUGGUCAGCACCCGCAUGACGAUCAUUUUGAUUCAGCAGCUUUUCCACAGAUCCCUCAGUCUGCACCCUUUGCUCCUUUUACUUCUUCGCCACUUGAUGAGCCAUUCCGAUGGUUCCCACCGUAUUCUAUGCCGUUUUCAGAUCCCUACCAUCCCUCUCAUUUUGUUGGCUAUACACGGGAUGAGUUACUUUUAUCAUUACAUCUUUAG
Molecule: messenger RNA, 543 nt
Organism: Helianthus annuus (common sunflower)
Lineage: Eukaryota; Viridiplantae; Streptophyta; Magnoliopsida; Asterales; Asteraceae
Product: leucine-rich repeat extensin-like protein 3
Exons: 1
Coding region: 1-543 (180 amino acids)
Source: RefSeq, a predicted model, not a curated record